AUGACAUAGUAACUAACAACAUCUUCUCUUUGUUAACGCUACGGUAUUAGACUUGUAUGAAAUCACAGUCGCAAUCCUCAAUCAUAUAGUUCUUUUGAUUUCUUCAAUUCUCAUCAAGUAUAUUAUUAUAACCAUCAUGGUUUUAACCAGGCAGAUGGCGAGGAAAGACCACGAGCUUGAGUCUCAACCACCGUCGACUUUCCAUUCCUUUUCCUGUCUUCCCACCGAGUUGAGGACUAUGAUCUGGAAUUUUGCUGAAGACUCUCAACCGGGCCACGUCAUCGAAGUGUGCAACAUACCAAACCAUUUUGAUAAUACUGGUCGUCCUACUUCUUAUGAAUGGUAUGCGAUACCAUGCCGUUGCAAAAAGAGAUGCUUCGAGCCUCCCCUCGCGCGAGUGAACCAAGAAUCCAGGAAAGUUGCCUUGAACAGAAGAUCAAGAUGUUUUGACCACUGGGUAGACUGGAAGAAAGACAUCAUAUUCAUUGGCAGCAGAGUCGGGCAUUUGCACAAUACCGGAUUCCUUCGCGCAUUGGAACUGCGAAAUUGCCGCGAGAAACUGAGAUAUCUUGCUAUUGAUUAUGAUUGCUGGCAUACAUCACGCAUCUUCAUGUGCACAGUCAAAAAAGAAUGCACCCCAGCUGCUAUGAUUUCACGAUUACCGGGGCUCCAAAAACUGACGUUUGCUCGGACUGUGGGAGCUUGGAGGGAUGGCAGUGAAUUCAGGUCUCAUGAUCCUGGCUAUAUUAUGGAUGAAUGGAGAGUACUUCAACCCCACAUACAACCUGGCUACGAUGAUCUCGUGAAGUAUGAGAAGGAAAAAUUCUCACAGUGGUUAUUAUACAAUAACUAUGAGGAAACUGAUGUUUGGAACUCUUUACCCGAAAAGCCUGAUAUGUGGAGAUGCUAUAGCAAUUUCCAUGACGCAACUGGAGAAAAGCCUGGAUCAUACAAACCUAACACAUGUCUUGAUGAUGAGAGCAGAUACGGUGGCGAUGGAAAUUGUGGAGUAGCAUUAAUACAGUUUGACAAGGUCGAAAAUGCCUACUGGUGGGGGCCUGGUGGCGAAGAUUUCAGUUUUAGAAUGGAUUGGAUGCUGAAAGAAUUUGAUCAACUAAAAUGUAUUUCAAGAUCAAGAUACCCUGGAGCUCCCGAUUACACUACAUGGACCCCACCCGAAAUCGAUUUUGCACUUACGCGAAAAACUGCACCUUCAUGUUUCACUGAUGAUUGGGAAGGUCUUGAGCGUCAGUGGAUGUACUAUGGCGAGGCAGCCUGGGCGAGGGACCACCCUGAAAGCUAUAAAGCUCGAGAUAAGUCCAAAGACUAUCCGGCAGGGCAACAUUUGGGCACAUAUAAAAAGCUCUACUGGGGGGCCGAUGGCUUCCUUCUUGAUGGUUAACACUUAUCGAUGAUGGCUAGUUAUUCCAAACGAUAUCUGUAAUAUAUAAGGCUGUACUAUUGGCCUCAAGCUUAUCUAACAGUUCUAUAUCAAUAUAUAUAUGUAUGUGUAUCUAUUAGGACCUCGAAAAUCAC
Messenger RNA from Sclerotinia trifoliorum, 1536 nucleotides. NCBI's taxonomy places the organism in Eukaryota, Fungi, Ascomycota, Leotiomycetes, Helotiales, Sclerotiniaceae. The record is from the annotation of a GenBank genome assembly.